Molecule: messenger RNA, 564 nt
Organism: Aspergillus alliaceus
Lineage: Eukaryota; Fungi; Ascomycota; Eurotiomycetes; Eurotiales; Aspergillaceae
Exons: 1
Coding region: 268-504 (78 amino acids)
Cellular component (GO): intracellular anatomical structure
Molecular function (GO): oxidoreductase activity, acting on NAD(P)H, oxygen as acceptor
Source: RefSeq, a predicted model, not a curated record
ACGUUGCCUUGAUCUACUCCGACUCGGACGCACCCGAAACGACGGCAAAUCUUGCUGCAGAGAACGGGGUAAGAGUGCAAGCAUAUCAAUCCGACGUCACCUCUCGGGACACUAUUGCUGCGACGAUCAAUCAGAUCACGCGAGGAGUUUGGUCACGGCCGAUUGGAUGUUGUUGUUGCCAACGCCGGUGUCUGCACCAACUCACCAAACCUGGAGUACUCCGAGGAGACCUGGCGGAGAGAUAGUAGUGCAAACUACGUUGGUGCGAUGUGGACAGCCCAGGCAGCCGGAAAGAUCUUCAAGAGGCAGGGUAAAGGAAACCUUAUCAUCACUGCGUCAGUGAGCUCCAUUCUGGUGACUAUCCCUCAGACCCCAGUUGCAUACAAUGCCUCCAAGGCCGCUGUAGUGCAUUUGACAAAGAGCUUGCCCGUGGAGUGGUCCGAUUUCGCUCGUGUGAACUGCAUCUCCCCCGGAUUUAUUAUGACGAAGAGUAAGGUCGCCUAGUUGGGUGGGUAUGUGAAGAUGGAGCUAAAGAUAUCGCAGUGCUAACCCAGCAACCAAAGC